Microplitis mediator is the source of this 828-nucleotide messenger RNA. RefSeq lists its product as uncharacterized. Lineage: Eukaryota; Metazoa; Arthropoda; Insecta; Hymenoptera; Braconidae. The record is from RefSeq and is a predicted model, not a curated record. The transcript has 3 exons. Bases 85 to 774 code for a protein of 229 amino acids.
CCAUUUGUGCUUUUAAUUGUUGUCUUAUUUCAAGUGCUAUAAUAUUCAUAACGUAUAUUAUAUAUCGAUAUAAUAAUAAUUAAUAUGGGUUUAUUAAAAAUAAAUUAUUAUAGUUAUUGCAUUCAAUUAAUUAUUAUUUCACCGGUUGUUUUUGGUCAUGGGAUGUUAAUGGACCCUGUUAAUCGUGCUAGUGCAUGGAGAAGAGGUUUCAAUACUCCAAUAAAUUAUAAUGACAAUGAAAAUUAUUGUGGCGGGUAUAAUGUUCAAUAUACCCAAAAUAAAGGUAAGUGUGGUGUAUGUGGCGAUGAUUAUUCAUUAAAACGACCUCGGCCAAAUGAAGACGGUGGAAUUUAUGGGACGAAGACUAUUGUGAAAACGUAUAUAGAGGGUCAAGAAUUUACUGCAAAUGUAACUCUAACAUCAAAUCAUCGAGGGUAUUUUGAAUUUUCUUUAUGCCCUCUGCUAUUGUCCAACAAUAAUAGUAUUAAUAAUCUAUCGUCAGUAGUAGAAGAAACAGAGGAAUGCUUUAAAAAAUAUCCUAUAUUAACUGUUGAUGGAAAAGAUAAAUAUAUUUUACCAAGCUCUGAAACUGGAAAUUAUCAAAUAAAACUUAUUCUUCCUAAAAAUAUUAUCUGUCAUCACUGUUCUUUACGAUGGCAUUGGAAAGUAGCUAAUAAUUGGGGUAUUUGUGAGGAUGGAACUGGUGGUGCAGUUGGAUGUGGACCUCAAGAAACUUUCAGAACUUGCUCUGACAUUACUAUUCUCAAAUUAUAAUAAUAUUAAUAUUUAUUAUUAAGUAUUUCAAUAUGUAUUAUUCUACCUCAUGAU